This is a messenger RNA of Condylura cristata (star-nosed mole), 5968 nucleotides long. RefSeq names its product SH2B adaptor protein 3 (gene SH2B3). NCBI's taxonomy places the organism in Eukaryota, Metazoa, Chordata, Mammalia, Eulipotyphla, Talpidae. Gene Ontology annotation, biological process: intracellular signal transduction. The coding region runs from base 1171 to 2076 and encodes 301 amino acids. Gene Ontology annotation, molecular function: transmembrane receptor protein tyrosine kinase adaptor activity. The transcript has 6 exons. The record is from RefSeq and is a predicted model, not a curated record. Gene Ontology annotation, cellular component: plasma membrane.
UCCUCGGAGCUGCCUGAAUCUGCAGCCUCAGUGCAGGGGGCACAGGGGUUCCUAGAGCUGCGACCAGGGCUCCGAGGAGACAGACUUGGGGUGACCUAGACUGGGAAAAGCCCCAGUUUCGCUAGUCCUCUCUGCUGCCAGAAGGUAGCCGCCUCAUCCCUGUGCAGCCGAGUCGGUUGAGCGUGUGGCUUUGGGGACUGGCCCGAGGCCAUCUGAAACGGCAGCGGGAAGAGGUGGUGGAGGGCGGAUCCCCCAAAGCCUUUGAGCCUGCUCUUUGCUUUCAUCUCUCCACCCCGGUUCGUGUUGGCUUUCUUAGGACGGGGAACUUCCAGGAGCAGCUGGCCGGCUCCAGCCCUUAGGGGAGAGCCGUGGGAGGGGCUAUGGACCAACCCUGUCAGCUUGCCCCUCGCCUCCCUGGCACCCUGGCUGAAGCCCAGGAGCCCGUGGCUGAGCUGCUGUCACUCCCCACCCUGUAGACAAACCUGCACGCUGUGUUCUGAGACGCGGGAGCAGGACACCUCAGGCAGGCGUGGGAGGGAAGCUUUGGCCCUUUCUGAGCCCUAAGUUGACCUGACCUGCAAGAUUUCAGUUUCUGCUCUUUUAAAUGUGGUUUACUUUCCAGACCUGCUAUUAAGCCCGAAGAGGCCUGUACUAGAGGGGAACUAAUAAUGGAGGAGCCAUAGGCCUGCGUGACUCCUGGCAUAGUUGACCCCACGGAGGGAAAUGCAGCUUGGGUUGGUUGACGCUCACAUGCUCUUGGGUUUGCUCGGCCUGGUUAGGCAGCUCUGCGCCACAGUACGAGCAUGCUUCCACGGAAGGGAAGGCAACCACAACUGGAAUGUCCACAGGUCCAGGGGAAUGGGGUGUGUUGGGGGGGGGACUUGGCCCACACAGGUUUCUGGGAGUCUUGUGUGUCAGGGUGGGGAGUGCACCUGAGAGGUUAGACAGGCGAAGGGCCCUGCACGCCGUGUUGUUAGACUUUACCGCAGGAUUUAGGUGCUCGCUCAGGAAGCUGUUACAGCCCUUGAGGAAAACUCAGAGGCCUGGGUGAAGGGCCCUUUGGGGCAAGUCUUGAGCGCUGCCCCCGACCCGGUUUCCUAGAGUUCAAAGCCCAAGAUCCAAGCAGCCUGCUCCAGUAUCCAGGAGGUCCGGCGGUGCACGCGCCUCGAGAUGCCGGACAAUCUCUACACCUUUGUGCUGAAGGUGAAGGACCGGACAGACAUCAUCUUUGAGGUGGGAGACGAGCAGCAGCUGAAUUCGUGGAUGGCUGAGCUCCGGGAGUGCACAGGCCAAGGCAGGCUGGAGGGCCCCGAGCCAGAGACGCAGACUCCCUCAGCUCUAGAGCCAGGCGUGUCCGGUUCCCCAAGGGGAAGCACGGAUUCCCUGGACCAAGGUGCUUCUCAGGGGGGUUUGCUGGACCCAGGCUGCCAGAAAACAGAUCACUUCCUGUCCUGCUACCCCUGGUUCCACGGCCCCAUCUCCCGCGUGAAGGCGGCGCAGCUGGUUCAGCUGCAGGGCGCCGAUGCCCACGGCGUGUUCCUGGUCCGGCAGAGCGAGACUCGGCGCGGGGAGUACGUGCUCACAUUCAACUUCCAGGGCAUAGCCAAGCACCUGCGCCUGGCGCUGACGGAGCGGGGCCAGUGCCGAGUGCAGCACCUGCACUUCCCCUCGGUCGUGGACAUGCUGUGCCACUUCCAGCGCUCGCCCAUCCCCCUCGAGUGCGGGGCCGCCUGUGACGUCCGGCUGUCCAGCUAUGUGGUUGUCGUCUCCCAGCCACCAGGUUCCUCCAACACUGUCCUGUUUCCUUUCUCCCUCUCCCACUGGGAUUCCGAGCUGGGCCUCCCCCACCUCAGCUCUUCGGGCUGUCCCCGCGGGCUCAGCCCAGAGGGCCUCCCAGGCCGAUCCUCUCCCCCAGAGCAGAUCUUCCACCUGGUGCCUUCGCCUGAAGAACUGGCCAGCAGCCUGCGGCGCCUGGAGCCCGAGCCCGCGAGUCGAGCCCGGGACUCAGACUACGACAUGGACUCCUCCCCCCGGAGCCACCUGCGGGCCAUAGACAACCAGUACACACCUCUCUGAGGGGGCGAGGACUCGGGCCUCAGCGAGGCCCACGGGAGCACAAGCAAGCAGAGAAGUGAAGUCGUGAAUGUAACUUUCUUUCCUUCCUUCCAGAGAGAGAUGUAAGGGACACUGUUAACUGCAAGGUCCAGUUUGGAUGUGACCCUUCUGUUAGGCCUGUUAAAGGGCCUCUUGUGAGUUUCGCCCCUCGCCUGGCCUUUUCCUCAUUGUUUACAGACGCAGUUCUUGUUUAUGGACUAGCUCCUGCCAGUCCCUGGCACCGGGCCCCUUCACCUCAGCAAGGAGGUGGUGGGGGGAGGGCCGGAGCUGGCGGCGGAACCCUGUUGUCUCCUUCACUGACACGGUCUCAGCUGGUGACAGAUUUGCGGGGGGUGGGGGGAGGUAUCAGGAAGCCCAAAACACUAACAAGUCUGGAUUCUCCCUGCCUAGCUAGCUUCAGUGCACGCGGCAGGCCUACCGCACCAAGACCACACCUGUCCUGCUUCGGCUCUCAGCUCUAGGACCAGCUCUGGCAGAGGGACAAGCUAAAGGUCGAUCAUUGUUUUAAACAUUUUACCUCAGAUUAACUUUUCAAGGAUUCAGGUUUCAAAACCAAAUCAUUGCUUAUCUCAUUGCACUGUUUGAACUGAUACCCAUGCAACUUUUUUCUUUUUGUCAUCAGAGGAAGCUAUGCAAACCCUACUCGACUCGCUCCCAGCUGGAGCCAGUCUACCCUCCUCAGCACUGUCAGCCUUUCAGGGACAUUCAGGCAAUUACUGAAAUAGGAGGGUGGCGAGGAACAGCCCUACCCUGGUGCCUUACGACUAAACAAACUGGAUUCUGAUCUAUAGCAGCUUUAUGGUGAGAGUUCAACUGAGGGGUUGAGGGAGGGACAAGAGACAGGGGAGGCCUCCUGAGUCCCUUCUAGUAAACGCUUCGGCAGGGCUGCCUCAGAGCCUUCCACGCAUCUUAACGGCUUACUGAUACCCCACAAGCUGGUUUCAGGCUCAUUCCUGAGCCAGAAUGGAAGCUCGGGAUCUGGUGCCACAGCUAACGAGAAGCCUUUUCAACAGCUCCCAAGCAAAGUUCUGUUCCAGCCGGCUACUGCUUCAUCUGAUGGAGACUGUGUGUGCAGAUCACACGUGGGCACACAGAAUCUCCACCGUCCAGGGAGGCCCUGAAGUCAGCGCUCCACCUCUACUUGCCUUCCACAGAUAGAAUUUUGGCUCCGGGUCCCAGAACUUCCGUGUGAGGGCUCAGAGACAGGGGCGGUGACAGCGGAGCUGCGGAACAGAGCCGCCAGGCUCGCACAGUGGCUUCCAGGAAAGUGGCAGUCAGCAGACCUUACCUGGCAUAGACCCGGCACCAAGGCUAACCCUGGCCGAAACUACUGAUUGCCUUAUCUGAGGUGAGGGUUUGGUCUGUUCUCUCCGGUCAUUCUCUGUCCUCUACGAGAACAGACAAUCACUUUUAGAACUCCUGAGGGGAGAGGCAAAUAGCCACUUUUUAAACCAAUACUCUUGGGUGUUUUCACAGAUUGUAAAGCAGAUGCAACCCGGGCCCAGCUGUGUGGUCCGUUUCUAAGGAGGUUUGCCUUUACUUUCUACAUGUUUAAGCAGGUUCCUCCAGAUACUGAAUGUUUGAAGCAAAGUGCAAACCAGAGGAGUAGACACUAUUUCUGGAUUUCUUUUAAAAGAGCAAGGCUUAUUAUAAGUCACCGGUGCACACUUAAUCCUCUUCUUUGCACAAGAGAAGGGCCAAGUAGCUGGUAAAACCGAGUUAGGUUAACCUGGUGAGCCAAGUUAGCUCCCUUCCUCCCUCCGGAAGUGUGAACAUCUGGAAUAUGACAUCUUAGAGCCAGGGGCUCUUACUUUUAGCAGCCUCUCAGCAUUUAUUUCUCAGGUAAUGUCAAAGGCAAGCCAAGCACAGCCAGAGUAGCAGCUUUGACCCUCUGGCUACGCAGAUGUUCAAGAAAACAUUUCUAAAUGUAUCUGAGACAGCUCAAAUACAGUCCAACAAAAAGCCCCUGGUGGCCGGAAGAAGUGACGCUAAGCCAGUCCCAUUCCUCUGCUAGAGUACAGUGGAGACGGUGCGAAGGGCCCUUACGGGCAGUGGUGUGAGGCUGGGUCCCCCACGGCCACAGCACAUCCAGCACCCUCCUGACCUGAGAGGACCAAUGCUGGCAGCAAGAGGCCGCCAUAGGCCUCCGUGGAGAGCCCAAGUUCUGAGUGCCAAACGGACAGUUACAAUCGCAGAUGAGGAGACUUCACUCCCGGCACCUUCACAUCCUUCAUCUGAUUUCAUGAACUUGCACAAACUAACAGUCACCAGCACCAAAGAAUGAAGUCAACUAACUAACCUGCCUUGAGUUUUAGACCAGCAAUCCAUAUGGCUUUAUCUGGUAUAAAUCUUCUGCCUUUGAUCAUUUCUGGACCAUGUAGGAAAAAGGAAUAGCAGUUAUUAAAAUCUUAAGCCAGAGAACACUAUUUUUACGUAACAGUUUCUUAACCUAUAAUCAAGCCCCAAGGGUUGCCUGAGAUCCUUCAUGCUUUCACUGAGGGCUAAGUCUCUUCUUGCAAAUGUCGUGUGAGCGCUAACACCUCCCCCAGGUAAGACCCUGAUAGUGUAGCUACCGUCCACUGCCUCUUAACAAGGACACAUCUGACAUCCGGUGUUUGGUUGGAAUAAGCAGCACAUUAUAAUGACAACACAAAAUGGAUUCAUCUUGUAUCAUUAUAGGCAGAAAAUAUUUGGCAAAUUUUUAUGUAUUGUUUAUGUACUGUACAAGUAACUUAUUCUUGAAUAAUGCAAAUUUUGCUAUAAUGUACAAAAUGCUACAUGUGAAUUAAAAGUUUGCAGAAUCUCGAUUUGUUGCCACAGUAUUCAAAGGCUCAAUCCAUGCUAACCUUGGUCACUGCGGCACCCUACUCCUGCCCACACACUGGCUUUGCCCUCUUUCCUCCUCUCACAAAUCAGGCCUCCGAACAAGCGCUUAUGGAAUCUACAGCAAUAAGCGGCUUUGGACGCCUCGGCAUCGUCUCAGCCCUCUGGCUUCCUUUGUCAGUUUAAAAAGAAAACAUCUCCUGCCCCCUGCUGGUACAACAGACAGAUGCCUGGGUCAGGACAACUGGCCAACGACACUCGCUCUGGGUUCAGAGAUCAAAAAAGAGGCUUACAGAUCCUUGCAGGCCGAGGCUGUGGAUUUUCACUCAGUGCUUCCCACUCAGCUCUGGCCAGCCUUCCUCCUGGCGCAGAAGUCUAUCUCAGUCUUGUCUUUCUCUAGAUACCUUCAACCAGAACUAAAGGUGAAGAAGAAAAAUCAUUUGCCAGCUAACCUUCCAGCAUGUCGAGAAAGCACUUAGCACUCUUACCUUGCUAGUAAAUCCCCUAUGCACAGAAUUGGCUUACACAAACACACACUAACUUGGUAUCAGUUUUUAAAACUUUUUUUAUUUUUUAAUUUUUUUUAAGUUUUUAUUUUAUAUUAUCUACAAAGUAAAAGUUUGUCCCUUAACUUAAAAGUUGAAUCACUGUAGACAGUGAUCACUUCAUCAAACUUGAUUUAUAAAUAAUAAUCCAUCCGUUUUUUGACGGUAAGAAUUUACUGAACCUUUGUCAAGUUUAGUAAAAGGGUGUUCCAAGUCUUGAUUUUUUUGUUUUGUUUUGUUUUUUAGCUGGAAUAGCAGCAAGAAUCACUCUUGUUACUUCUUUUGCUAGCUGAUGUGUUCAUGACUUUCAAGGGUCAUUAAAAAAUAAAUAACUUCCAGUUUCAGCAAGCAGAGCUGGGGUACUUGCGGGGCUCUGAAACAGCGGAUGGGAUUAUGGAACAGCCCACAAGUUCCUAAAUGCCUCUACUCGGUCCGUGUUUCUUCCACUGCAAGUGGACUGUUAGCAUUCCUAUCGGAUGUUACAA